Messenger RNA from Eriocheir sinensis (Chinese mitten crab), 903 nucleotides. RefSeq lists its product as uncharacterized. Lineage: Eukaryota; Metazoa; Arthropoda; Malacostraca; Decapoda; Varunidae. The coding region runs from base 110 to 772 and encodes 220 amino acids. The record is from RefSeq and is a predicted model, not a curated record. The transcript is spliced from 2 exons.
CUGGCUAACCACACUACCUAUCAGGGCAAAAGGCUUCAACUUAAACAAAAAAGAAUUUACUGAUGCCCUUGCCCUCAGGUAUGGAUGGCCAGUGGAUGGGCUCCCAAACAUGUGUAACUGUGGUUCACCCUUCAACCAAAAUCAUGCCAUGACAUGCAAGAGAGGAGGUUUCGUCUGCAUGAGACAUGAUGAAGUAAGAGACGUAACAGCUCAGAUGCUGAAAGAAGUCUGCCACGAUGUGACUGUGGAACCCAUGCUGCUCCCUCUGCAAGGCGAACACCUCGCCAGACGCACCGCUAAUGUUUCGAACGAAGCACGAGUGGAUGUUAGCGCCAGAGGGUUUUGGACUCGUGGACAAAGGGCAUAUUUUGACAUAAGGAUCUUUGAUCCCAUGGCCCAUUGCCACAGAGACCUGACCCUUGAUGCAGCCCACAGAAGAAACGAACAAGAGAAGAACAGAGCAUAUGAAGAAAGAAUACAGAAUGUGGACCAGGGCUCCUUCACCCCGGUAGUAUUCACGACGGCAGGAGGGAUGGGACCAAGGGCGCAGAGCUUCUACGCAAGACUCGCCGAAACACUGGCGGAUAAGAAACAACAGCCAAGAAGCAGUGUGGUCGCCUGGAUGAGAUGCAGGCUGUCCUUCUCCCUCCUGAGGUCAGCCUUGGUCUGCCUGAGAGGAACCAGGUCACCUGCACCCAAAACCACCCGCAUUGCUGACCUGGACUUUGAGGCGACGGUGGUUGAUAGUCGUAUCAACCACAAGCUCUGUUAGCUUAAAAAUAAAAUGUUUAGUAAAGUUUGUAAUAUUAAAUAAAGGUGGUUGUCGGCCACAGUCAUUGGCGGAGUGGGGCCAAUGAAUUGCUUUGUGAAAGGAUAUGAGAGAAUGUACCGCUCACAAUGCAA